Messenger RNA from Orussus abietinus, 1315 nucleotides. RefSeq names its product V-type proton ATPase subunit D (gene Vha36-1). Gene Ontology annotation, cellular component: proton-transporting V-type ATPase complex. The record is from RefSeq and is a predicted model, not a curated record. Gene Ontology annotation, molecular function: proton-transporting ATPase activity, rotational mechanism. The coding region runs from base 46 to 783 and encodes 245 amino acids. The transcript is spliced from 4 exons. Lineage: Eukaryota; Metazoa; Arthropoda; Insecta; Hymenoptera; Orussidae.
GCUGAUCCAAAUCUCAGUCCUGUCUGCUCGAUCGCGCGUGCAACGAUGUCUGGAAAGGACAGGCUUCCUAUUUUCCCCUCUCGGGGAGCACAAAUGUUAAUGAAGUCACGUCUUCAGGGUGCGCAAAAGGGACAUGGCUUACUUAAGAAGAAAGCAGAUGCUCUGCAAAUGCGAUUCAGAUUAAUUUUAGGAAAGAUCAUUGAAACAAAGACCCUUAUGGGUGAAGUCAUGAAGGAGGCAGCGUUCUCCCUUGCCGAAGCCAAAUUUGCCACUGGAGACUUUAACCAAGUGGUACUUCAAAACGUGACAAAGGCGCAGAUCAAAAUUCGUUCGAAGAAGGAUAACGUCGCCGGGGUUAAUUUACCAGUCUUCGAGUCGUAUCAAGAUGGCACGGAUACGUACGAAUUAGCUGGAUUGGCUAGAGGUGGUCAGCAACUGGCCAAGCUGAAGAAGAAUUAUCAAAGGGCUGUCAAGCUGCUAGUCGAACUGGCAUCUUUGCAGACGAGCUUCGUAACGCUGGACGAGGUUAUCAAAAUCACGAAUCGUCGUGUAAAUGCUAUCGAACACGUCAUUAUUCCAAGGAUCGAGAGAACUCUUGCGUAUAUCAUCUCGGAAUUGGAUGAAUUGGAAAGAGAAGAGUUCUACAGAUUGAAGAAAAUUCAGGACAAGAAGAAGAUUGCCAAGGCGAAGGUCGAUGCUGCCAGGGCAAAAAUGAGAGCUGAGGGUCAAGAUCUAGAUCCUGGCAACAUGCUGGAUGAGGGUGACGAGGAUCUGCUUUUCUAAGCAACUGUACAUAGUAUUUUUGUUCAAGCUUUAAAAACAUCACGUGCGAUGUCCUAGAUCAUCGUCCACGAAUCAUUGGCAGCAUGCCGUUUACAGCGAACUCCAACGGUGUAAAGGUUGAACUUGAUAUUUGCUCGAGUCUUUAAUUUAAAAGGCAAGUUCUCUUAGAGACCCGCAACAAGGCAAUCGAGUUCGCAGUUAGUACAGGACACGUGUAAUCGGGGACAACGCUAGUGUGUUACGUUCUUAAGCCAUCCGUUGAGUGGAUCUCGAUAUCUGUAUAGUAUUCUCCACCUGUAUCCUGGUUUUACUACCUACUUUAAAGAAAUACCACAAGCGUCGAACGCGUCAACCAGGUCGAGAUCAACCGUUUUCUAAAAAAAAGUAUUCCGAGUAUGUUUCUCUCGUAGGUACCGCGGUCAACUCGCCGUACCUCGUUUCCACAGCUUACAGAAGUGUUAUAAAUAAUUAAGUUCUUUACAGAGAAUAUCUAUAAAUAAAACGAUCGCGUGUAUCAUAGUUUUGACCGUUA